Histoplasma capsulatum G186AR is the source of this 792-nucleotide messenger RNA. RefSeq lists its product as uncharacterized. The transcript is spliced from 3 exons. The coding region runs from base 1 to 792 and encodes 263 amino acids. Lineage: Eukaryota; Fungi; Ascomycota; Eurotiomycetes; Onygenales; Ajellomycetaceae. The record is from RefSeq and is a predicted model, not a curated record.
AUGAGAAGGUUCCUCUUCGUCUCCACUGCCGCUUUUACGUCAGUUGUAUGUCAAUCUCUCAUACCGACUACCGGCUCAGCAGCCUUUCCUGGGUGCGCUGUUGCAUGUCCACUUCUUCACAAGGCGCAGGCGAAUUGCAUCCCUCCAGCGGCACCUGUAACAAACCAAGCCACUUAUAGCUCGUGUUUUUGCCAAUCGACUCUUCUGCGGGCCCUCCACAGCUCUCCCAAUGGAGUCUGCGACGCAGUAUGUCCGCCGGCGGAUCUAAUUACCCUGCAGAAAUGGUAUGCACAGUUCUGCGCAUCAGGCAAUCCGGCUACAACCACCGCCACAUCCAAUGUUCCGGAAUCCCAUCCUAGGACUGGAACAGCUUCAACAGUCACUCAUGAAGCCCCAUCAAGUUGGUUUUCCUCCCACUGGAGAUGGGUGGUGAUGAUAAUCGCACUAGCGGUUGGGUUCACCGUUUUUGCUCUCCUCUUGAUUUAUUUAAAGCGUCGGCACAAGCGUAAGCGAGCAAAUCAACCACCUUUCCCUCCGGCCGUACCUGCUGUGAUCCUCGGAGAUGGCAGUCGGAGUGCCCGUGAACCAACUUCGAGAAAUCUAGUCGCAGCAGCUCUGGCAGACGAUAAAUGGGGUCCACAGCAACAUCUUGCCCAUACACGCGCCCAAGGUCCUGGAAAUGGUGGCUCCACUCCCAAUAUAUCGAACAGAGCAGAAUCCGGACAAUUUACCCGUGCGCCGCAACGGCGGAGUUCACACGGUUAUCGUUAUUGUUUCCAGAACUUUCAAUAA